Aspergillus melleus is the source of this 3222-nucleotide messenger RNA. RefSeq names its product glycoside hydrolase family 47 protein. Bases 1 to 3222 code for a protein of 1073 amino acids. Gene Ontology annotation, biological process: endoplasmic reticulum mannose trimming; mannose trimming involved in glycoprotein ERAD pathway; carbohydrate metabolic process. Gene Ontology annotation, molecular function: mannosyl-oligosaccharide 1,2-alpha-mannosidase activity; calcium ion binding. NCBI's taxonomy places the organism in Eukaryota, Fungi, Ascomycota, Eurotiomycetes, Eurotiales, Aspergillaceae. The record is from RefSeq and is a predicted model, not a curated record. The transcript is spliced from 4 exons. Gene Ontology annotation, cellular component: endoplasmic reticulum; membrane.
AUGACCUGGGUCUUGCUUUUGUCGCUAUGGCUGUCCCUGGCCCAGGGGAUGAGGACAGAAAAGAUCCAUGAGCUCAGGAAAGAAACACAGCAUAUGUUCUACCACGGAUUUGAGAACUACAUCGAACAUGCUUUCCCGGAAGAUGAAUUACGUCCCCUCUCCUGCCGUCCAUUGGUUCGCGACCGAGAUAAUCCAGGACACGCCGAGCUGAACGAUGUGCUGGGAAAUUACUCCCUAACUCUGAUUGACAGUCUCUCGUCGCUUGCGAUCCUGUCUUCCAGUGACGACGAUGGAAAACGCGCGUGGGGAUAUUUUCAGGAUGGAAUGAAGGACUUUGUUCGGCUGUACGGCGACGGGUCGGACGGCCCUGCUGGACAGGGUGAAAGGGGGAGGGGGUUCGAUCGGGACAGCAAAGUCCAGGUUUUUGAGACCGUCAUUCGUGGACUAGGUGGUCUACUCAGUGCGCAUCUCUUUGCCGUAGGCGAUCUUCCUAUUGCCGGGUACAAUCCGCCGGAGACAGAAGCGCAUUACGCGAAAGCUUGGAAUAAAUCCGAUUUUCCGGAGGGCAGCCGCGGGAUAGAGUGGGAGAAUGGGUUUGUCUAUGAUGGUCAAUUUUUGCGACUUGCCUCGGAUCUGGCGAACCGCAUUCUUCCAGCAUUCUACACGGAUACCGGCCUUCCCUACCCCCGGGUAAAUCUACGUUAUGGAGUACAACGACAGCCAUUCUACGCAAAUUCGCCCUUGAAUGUUGAAUCAUGUCACCAUCCCAACGUGAAGUCCUGCCAGAAGAAACGACAAUCAUCUCCGCCCGAAAUCACAGAAACUUGCAGCGCCGGCGCUGGCAGUCUAGUCCUCGAAUUUACUGUCUUGAGCAGGCUCACGGGAGACGGCCGAUACGAGGAGUUGGCCAAGAGGGCCUUUUGGGCAGUGUGGGAGAGAAGAAGUGAAAUUGGAUUGAUUGGCUCGGGGAUUGACGCCGAAUCGGGCAGAUGGGUUCACUCUUUUACCGGGAUUGGUGCUGGCAUUGACAGCUUUUUCGAAUACGCUUUCAAAUCAUAUGUCCUACUGUCCUCGGGCGAUCGACCCCCACACGACCUAGACAGUCCGUGGCAUGCGUUCGACCAUCAUUUCGGCCCUCUGACAGAGUAUGAACACUCUGCAGAUGCUUUUCUGCAAGUGUGGCACGAGUCCCACGCGGCGAUCAAACGUCACUUGUACCGAGGAGAGGGCUAUCAACACCCGCACCUCAUCCAAGGGGAUGUCUUUACUGGCGCCACACGAGCGUUUUGGAUCGAUAGCCUGAGCGCCUUUUACCCGGGACUUCUGACGUUGGCAGGAGAGCUCGAUGAGGCGAUUGGAAUCCACCUUCUGCCGACAGCCGUUUGGAAUCGUUUCUCUGGCCUCCCGGAGAGGUGGAAUGUUGUCACAGGCAAUGUCGAAGGGAAUCUCGGAUGGUACGGCGGCCGUCCGGAAUUUGUCGAAUCCACUUAUUACCUCUACCAAGCCACAAAGGACCCGUGGUAUUUGCACGUCGGCGAAAUGGUUCUGCGGGACCUCAAAAGACGAUGCUGGACAAAGUGCGGCUGGGCGGGUCUUCAAGACGUCCGCAAUGGCGAGCUGAGCGACAGGAUGGAGAGCUUCUUCCUGGGAGAAACUACUAAGUAUAUGUACUUGCUCUAUGAUCCGGCACACCCUUUGAACAACCUGGAUCAGCCGUUCGUCUUCUCGACCGAAGGACAUCCUCUCAUUAUACCCAAGAGCACGACAGGAGCGCAACGUCCUCAAGCCCGGAAGCAGCAACAACCGCAGCCGCAGCACAAGGACUCUGUUUGUCAGUCAGCACCCUUGCCCCCAACCUUCGGCUUAUCCUCAACAGCAGCGCGGCCCGAUGUCUUUCACGCCGCGACUUUGGCCCGGUUACACCUGAUGCCACAUCGAGGUUCGGCGGAAGGGCCUCUCUUGGACCAUGCGAAGGACCACCCAAGCGUGUCAAUGUCUGAUCUAUCCUCCCCCACUAAUUAUACCUUCUUCCCGUGGACCUUGCCCCCUGAACUCGUCCCGUUUAAUGCGACGAGCUCUCCCAUGACUGUUCGUCCCACACUGGAUAUUUCAUUCCCCAGCAUCCCGGGCAUGGUCCUGGGAUCGAACUCCUUGGAACGGAUUCGGGAGGGAAUUCUCAUCAAGGCUAUCGGCGGACUGCGGUUAAGCAUGGUGCAAGACGUGCCCUCCCAAGAUGCGCCGGAGAACCCGGCGGAGGACGAGUUCCGGAUCCAGGUGAUCAACAACGUGCCACUUGGAAAAGAUGAGAAGGUAUUCCUUUCGCGAGAGAUCACGUUCGAUGUCCUGGAUCCCACCGAUCCGAACUUCACCCGCAUGCGUGACUCCUCAAUGAUUGACAUCGUCAUUGACGUUAUCCCAGAAACCGUCCGUCGACGAAACGAUUCAGAUGAUCAUCAAGAACCGGCUGCGGCAGAAAAUGGCCAAAACCCCAUCAUUCACGAGUCCUCCACUGACGGAAAGCUCGGCUACCUAGACCCUUCUUCCCCGAGUAUGAGGACUGUACUGUCUUCUCUGAUGAAUUCGGUGUCUGCUUUGAUUCGCGACGAGCCUCAGACGCACCUGUCCUGGUCAUCGUCCCCGAAACAACCGUCGCUGCGACUGGCCUUACCGGCCGCGGUCUCCUCUGGAUUGGGGUCCGCUCCUCUCCCGGAAGUGGGAGAUGCAACUACCUUUUCGAUCACAGGCGAUCCGUCUAAGAACCGUCUCACCUGGUCUACGAUCUACUUCGCCGACGAGCUCUGCGAUCAGCGCAUCCCGCGGGAGGUCGCGCAAACUCACCAAGUGCUGGUGAUCAAGCGCGGCGGGUGCAGCUUUUCGCAAAAGCUGCAGAAUAUUGCCGCAUAUCCACCCUCGCGCCGCGCCCUGAAGCUCGUCAUCGUGGUCUCGUCUGACGAGCAGCCGCCGGACGACGAGGCUUCCGAGUCCAAAUCCCCCAACACCUUGGCCGCCAUCCGCGCAGGACCCUUCCUUGCCCGGCCCUACCUUGACGAGGCCCAGAUGACUGCCGGGGGGACACCGCGGCGCCAUUUAAUCAGCAUGUUGAUGGUCGGCGGAGGCGAUGAAACUUAUGAAUUGCUCCGUCGUUCGACGGGCAUCGGCAUUAAGCGACGAUAUACGGUGCGGUCGCAAGGCAUUCCGAUCAAUAAUUUGUACGUCAUUUAA